Molecule: messenger RNA, 855 nt
Organism: Nicotiana tabacum (common tobacco)
Lineage: Eukaryota; Viridiplantae; Streptophyta; Magnoliopsida; Solanales; Solanaceae
Source: RefSeq, a predicted model, not a curated record
UCUCCUAACUCCUGAACUGAAAACCCCCCAAACCCAUCUCCGUAUCCACCGUUCUCUCCUCCGCCGGCCGCCACAUCAAAGUCCUCAUUUUCCUCUAUUGAAAGUUUGGAUCAGGAGAAGGAUGUCGUUCAUGAAAGGUGAUUUGCUGAGUAGAACGAGAAAGCUUGUCAAAGGCUUCGCCAAGGCCGAGCCUGUCUGGCUCAAGGCUAUGGAACAGGCUCCACCGGCAACAUUCCCUCGUGCCGAAAAGAAACUGAAACCCGUCAGUUUACCAGAGGAUGUCUAUAUCAAGAAGUUCUUCCAGAAGCAUCCAGAAUCUAAACACGAGGAUGCUAUUAAGAUUUCCGGAUUUGAUCCUCCUCCAGCCCGUAUAUUUGGGGGGCGAGUGCUCGAUUUAAAGGAGCAGGGGGUCAGUGAAGAGGAAGCAAUGGCUGUUGCUGAUAUGGAGUAUCGAGCAGAGAGAAAAGCAAAAAAGAAAGCAUAUUCUCGACUUAAGCAGAUUGCACGACUUCAAGGGAAGAAACCACCUCCUAAUCCAUAUCCAAGUGCUAUCAAGGAGAUACAAGCUGAAGAAAGAAAGUUUGUGCACGAUCGUUUCUAUAACCGAGAUAUUCUUAAAGUUGUGGAGAAACUGAAAGAGGAGAGGCAAGCGGAGUUGCAAGAUAGAAGAGGUGGAGGUGGCUGGUAAAAGCACAUGGUCUUGCUCAGUUGUUCUAAUAGGUUUCCUUUUCACUCUUUUGAUGAUUCAAUUGUCUAUCCUGAAAUAUUUAACCCUCUGUCCAAGUGAUUAUACUUGAUAAAUUUAUGAUAUCAUUUCAUCAUGGGUUACAAAGAAAACAUUUAAUUUCUUGUUUA